This is a messenger RNA of Castor canadensis (American beaver), 1938 nucleotides long. The record is from RefSeq and is a predicted model, not a curated record. Lineage: Eukaryota; Metazoa; Chordata; Mammalia; Rodentia; Castoridae.
CUCCUGAGAUCCUGACCUGCAGACGUCUAUAGUCUAGAAACACAACCUUGUCCAUGCCUCUUACCUCUUGUAAGUAAAAUGCCACAGAACACUUAGCUCCUUGAGUGCACUUAACAUCUACACGUGUGAAAAAAGAGUUAGGAGUGCUGAGCAGAACGUGUCUUUAAAGCUUCAAUCCCUUCGAAUGCAAAUAUUUGACCCUCCAGGAGUUUAAAUUCUGUCUCUGCUUGCAGGCAACAUGAAGGACCGGCUAGCAGAACUUCUGGAGUUAUCCAGGAACUAUGACCAGCAGUUCCCAGACGCGGACGAUGACUUUGACUCGCCCCACGAGGACAUCGUGUUCGAGACGGAUCACAUCUUGCAGUCCCUGUACCAGGACAUCCAGGACAUUCAGGUUGAAAACCAGCUUCUGAUGGCCGACGUGAAGCGGCUGGGGAAGCAGAACGCCCGCUUCCUCACGUCCAUGCGGCGCCUCAGCAGCAUCAAGCGCGACACCAACUCCAUCGCCAAGGCCAUCAAGACGCGGGGCGAGGGCAUCCACCGCAAGCUGCAAGCCAUGAAGGAGCUGAGCGAGACGGCCGAGGCCCGGCACGGCGCGCACUCGGCGGUGGCGCGCAUCGCGCAGGCGCAGUACCGCGCGCUCACGCGCACCUUCCAGCGCGCCAUGCACGAGUACAACCAGGCCGAGAUGAAGCAGCGCGACAACUGCAAGAUCCGCAUCCAGCGCCAGCUGGAGAUCAUGGGCAAGGACGUCUCGGGCGACCAGAUCGAGGACAUGUUCGAGCAGGGCAAGUGGGACGUGUUCUCCGAAAACCUGCUGGCCGACGUGAAGGGCGCGCGCGCGGCGCUCAGCGAGAUCGAGAGCCGCCACCGCGAGCUGCUGCGACUGGAGAGUCGCAUCCGCGACGUGCACGAGCUCUUCCUGCAGAUGGCGGUGCUGGUGGAGCAGCAGGCCGACACGCUGGACGUCAUCGAGCUCAACGUGCAGAAGACCCUCGACUACACCGGCCAGGCCAAGGCGCAGGUGCGCAAGGCCGUGCAGUACAAGAAGAAGAACCCCUGCCGCGCCAUCUGCUGCUUCUGCUGCCCGUGCCUCAACUAGCAGCGAGCACGCCACCCCCGCCCUACCCUGUCACUGUCCCCGUCCCCGUCCACGAGGAGCCACGCCCAAGGCCAGGCUGUCUGCGCUGGGCUGAGAGCCCCUAGAUCCUUGAACUCGGUCCUCAGAGAAACGAGAAAUGUGGGGUUCAUGAAUUGGAACCCAGCCCUUCUUGAAAGAGUGACUGAUACCAUCCAGUGGUUCUUCAGUGUGGACAGUUUCCUACUGAAGUUGUGUGAUGUCAGUAGAUGACACAUUGUCCUCUUACCCUCCCGACAGAGUCAAACAAGGCACUGACCGUGUAUCUGACCUUGUAGGCUCAAUGUCCAAGGCACUCUCCUAAUGAAGGAAGUCAGUGCUGUAUUCGCUAAUGCUGUGUAUGAACUCAUCAAAGCUUACCUUCGUGCACCCUAUCCUGAAAGUUUCUUGGCUCUGUUCAAUUUCGAGAGACCUUGACUUUGGGCAAAACUGGACUUCCUUCAUUUCUAAUUCUUCAUCUGAGUUAUGGUGUGUGAUUCCUGCCUCGCGGCGGACUUUUCCUGUGCUUGUUAAUCACACCGAACACCUGCUGCUUCCCUGUCUUUCACUUUUACCAUAUCUUCCGCCUGCAUACAUUUUGGGAUAAUUUUUCCAAAUGUUUUAAGCACUGAAUAUUGAACAAGCACUCAAAUUGAAAUCUGUAUUAGUCACACAUCAUGUAUUUUUCACAGAUAACAUUUAUUUAAAUUUUUACCAUUUUUUACUUGAUUCCAUGUGCAACUAUAUAUGUAAAUGUAAAAUACUAAUUUUCACUAACGUGUACAUAAUGACCAACAGGGUUUUUGUAAGUAUAGCACAUA